Messenger RNA from Cyclopterus lumpus (lumpfish), 3706 nucleotides. It is a transcript of the gene prim2, whose product is annotated as DNA primase subunit 2. Gene Ontology annotation, cellular component: alpha DNA polymerase:primase complex. NCBI's taxonomy places the organism in Eukaryota, Metazoa, Chordata, Actinopteri, Perciformes, Cyclopteridae. Bases 3123 to 3596 code for a protein of 157 amino acids. The record is from RefSeq and is a predicted model, not a curated record. The transcript has 4 exons. Gene Ontology annotation, biological process: DNA replication, synthesis of primer.
CAUCACAUAUCCAUAUUGCUGUCAGCUGAUUGGUAAUAGAAAUACCAAAGAUGUGUUUGAGAUCAUUUAGAAAUGGUGCAUUACAUAGUUUUGGCACUAGAAAGUACUGACCUGUUUCUUUUUCAACUGUAAAACAUACGACCAGUACACCUCUAAAAAAUUAAUUUGACAGCAGACAUGGCGACCUAUCAUGGCAGAGGUGUUAGUGAAAACAAUAUCAAUGGCUCUGUUCUAUUAAAGUGUCUCGGUAAAGUUCACAUUACACAGAUGUCAAAGCUGCCAGAUCGUUGUUCUUUUCACACACUUAAGACUAGCGUUCAUCUUGUAUCCAAGAUGAACGCUCCAAACUACAUUAAGUCACAAACACAUGCAGGAAGUGACACGGGCGUAGUCAUGCUGGUUGAUGUUGUCGUCUGCCACUUGUUCCCAUAAUAGCCUGUUUCCACGCGUCUUUACGACUAACCUCUAUGUAGAUCAGCCACUGUGUUGUGUUUAUUUAUUUAUCAGUCUAGGUGCAACAACAACAACAACUGCAAAUGCAACAUAGAGCAGGUAGGACUUAUUGGCUGUAGAUGCCCCGACGUAUCCAGAUUUUUACACAUCUUGCAUCUUUCAAAGCUUUUGUCGGGAAGCUCCAAAACCUGUGAGUGAGGGGAAAUCCGGGCUGAAGUCAUGUAGUGGGAACCAAGCCUGAACCGGAAUAGUGUUCCAGUGAGCCAGCGUGCACAAUACCAGGACACUGAAACAGAAGCAGCCAAUUCAGCCAUAUAGGUCCAACUUAUAAAACAGAAAUGAAUUUACUAAUGACGCUAAGCUCUUUACUAGGUGGGAUGCACAGUGAAACUUUUAGGGUUUGCAGCAGCUGUUUCAGGGACUGUGCCAUUCUGAUUUUCUGCAUUUCCUUUUGGUUUAAAAAGUGACUCUUUUUUUUAUUUUUUAUAACUCCGUCCUUGUCGUCUUUCUGCAACAUCAAACUUCUUAACUUGAGCACACGUGCAGUAUUUUAGAGUCCCUCACCUUUUCAUUGUUUUUGGGUUCUGAAAAAGCCUGCAGAGCAGAUUAAAAUUGGAUGUAUUUAAUGGUAUUACAUAUAAGAGGAAUGGGAGCUGCAGGCACAUCAGUCACUAUGGACUGACUGAGCCUAAGAAGCCAUGCCAAGUUUACACACAUGCACACAUGCACACACGUAAUCCCUUUGAUUGUGUCCUAUUUCUCUGUCUCCAUCGCCUCAGGUUUUUGUGAAUGUGUCCUCGAGUGUGGGGGGAUGUUACAGUGAUGAAGCCCCAUGAGCCAAGAUGUGCACCAGACGAGAGGCGGCUCUGCUCCUUUAAUGCAGUUUUGUGUUUAGACUCUCUCCACUGUGAUUUUUCUGAAUUCCCUCAGUUUGGAGGUCAGCUGUGUGUUAUAGUAUAUCCAGGAUUAUCUGAAGUGUGGGCUGAAGUGUAGGAACACGGUGAAAAUAUAUUUAGAGGGGUUGCAUUCAAUGCAACUAAAAAUAGGAGUUGUGAACAAACUGCAAGCUGCAUUGUACAACAUCUGAUUCUGAGGGGAAUCUGAAUACUGUUUUUGAGGACAAAUGUCUUUAAAAAAUGGCAAAACCUGCUAAUGUCUAAUCUAUUUCUGGUUAAUCUCAGUAUGUAAGAAAGCGUUUGUCUGUAAUCUGUUCAUGUGAAAUUAUGUUUUUAUUUUCCAUUUUUAGCAAAACUGAAAAAAGUCAGACUACGUCAGCGUCACAUUUGGUAUUUCAUUUCUUAGUAUCACUUUUUUUCGACCACAUAGGAUCUUUUUAUGUCCUAAUUAUUUCACAUAGUACAUAUUAAACUCACUUUAGUGCCAGAGCAGUUCCAAGAUCAGUUUUAAUAGAGUAGGGGGGGUCUUAAAUCAGGAAACAGCCUCUUGAACCCGCCGAUGCUUCACAUAAUUAAUAUUUGAUUUAUUGUACUUCAAGUAGACUUUAUGGAUCCGUGAACUGCCACUGCAGCUUGUCACAUUAGCAAGUUCAAGGGUUUUAUUGCAACAUUUAUGUGUUAUGAUGGGAGCAGUGAUUGUGUUCAACUGAUGGAGCGCACUGUUUGUAUUUUACUGUUUGAUUUUUAGAGGAAGGGUCCCUGUAAAUCCGUUUUAAUGGUUGCACAUGACCUCUGUACAUAUAAAAGAAGUCCACUGAAGAUUGUGUCGUAUGACCCCCAUCAAAAAGUCUGAAGGGAUUUUUGUUUUGGAACGACUUGGACAGAAGAUGGUGUGACGGUUUGCAAAUGCCUGGCACAAGUUUAUUAAUACAGUUCACUUGUGUCUUUGACUUUAAGGUUUGCUUUUUGAGAGAUCAUAUAACUUUUUUUCUUAGCUAUCAAAUCAGUGACUCGCAUAGUUUUGACUAUAAGGCCGUUGGUUCUCAACCAAAAGUUCAGGCCCCCUCAAAUGGGCCAUCAAAUAUGGAGAUGAAAUGAGGAAAAAUAACUACUUCUGAAAUCUGUUCCAUUUCUUUCCUCUAGUUUUUGCUUCUUUUAUUCUUUUCCUUUUUAGACAUUGAAUAAUGGACUCUUUGGGCUUGGGACAGUUAAAACUAAGUGAAAUCCACCAGAGACACUUUGAUGGAAAAUAUCUUUGCUGAAACUCGUUGGCAUCUGAAAGGUGGCAAGUGACCUCAGCUUUACUGUAACUAGUAACUAUAGCUGUUAAAUAAAGAGUAAAAUGUUCAACACUUUCCUUUGAGUAGUUGUACAGUAUAUGGUAGUUUAAAAUGAAGAGUCUGAGUCUGAACAAUAAUAAUCGAAGUGCUACACAAUGCAGUAACGGGCCUAAAUGUUUUUUUCUUUUUUUAGACAUCCUCUUCAUAUUAUAUCAAAGUACUCUGCGGGACAAGGGUCAAAAGCAAUUAGAGGGGAAAGAAUAUCCAUAAUUCAGCUAUCUCAAGUGUGACGACGCCUCUACAGCAGGUUCCCUCUAAUGGCUCAAUAUUUCAUUAAGGAAAACUCCCUGUCAGAACUGACGUGAUGUAUGACGAUGUCGCUUUGCACCCCAACCUUGUCCCUCUUACACUCUCAUCCUCACUAAUGCCUUUUGCCUUCUCUCUCUCUUGCUCUCUGUAGUUUGACAAAGCAUAUGCCUACAGCGUCCGCCACAUGUUUGGCAAAGAAGGCAAGCGAACAGACUACACCCCCUACAGUUGCAUGAAGGUGAUUUUAUCAAACCCACCCAGCCAAGGCGACCAUCAUGGAUGUCCUUUCCGUCACAGUGACCCAGAACUGCUAAAGCAGAAGCUUCAGUUCUACAAAGUGUCUCCCAGUGGGAUCACUCAGAUCCUGGAGCUGGUUAAAGGGAUGCACUUUCAGCUGGCGUGCCAGAAGUACUUUGAGCUGACACACAAUAUUGAGGACACCACUUUUUCGCUUAAUCACCCCAACCAGUAUUUUAUAGAGAGUCAGAAAGUGUUGGGAGGAGGCAAGGACAUCAAGCGAGAGACGGACACUCCACAUAGGUCGCAGGAAAGUUCGGCCACCAGAGGAACCAGUGCAGCUGGAGAGUCGGCAGCAAACGCCUCCCAGGGUCUGGAGGAGAAGACGGAGGAACUGGAUUCCUUCUUUCAAGAUGCCUGAUUUAAAUUUUUCUAGAGGACGGAGGUUAGGAUUGGUACUUGUAUAACUUUAGCUGAAUCUUUACAAGCCACUGUACUGUAUGUUAAGAAUUAAAGUUGCUUUAUCAUUCA